This is a messenger RNA of Amphibalanus amphitrite, 3726 nucleotides long. Its product is annotated as MBT domain-containing protein 1-like. The coding region runs from base 188 to 2779 and encodes 863 amino acids. Gene Ontology annotation, cellular component: nucleus. The transcript is spliced from 7 exons. NCBI's taxonomy places the organism in Eukaryota, Metazoa, Arthropoda, Thecostraca, Balanomorpha, Balanidae. The record is from RefSeq and is a predicted model, not a curated record. Gene Ontology annotation, biological process: regulation of DNA-templated transcription. Gene Ontology annotation, molecular function: zinc ion binding.
UUGUAUGCGCCGGUUUCGUAUGAGAUUUGGCUGCACGAGCAUGCUGGCUGUCUUUGUUUAUUUUGCUUGUAGUUUUAUAGCGAUGAAUGUUUCAGAAAGUAAUACUACUUCAAAUCCUCAUUUUUGUUGAAGAUAAUAAGAAGACAGCCCCCGUCACCGGGGCAGCGGCACCAGCAGCUAAGCCGGCAUGGAGUACAACAUGUCGUGGUUCGCGCCGGCCGGCGCGGCCCCCUACCUACUAGCCACCGAUCUCAACGACGUGAUGCUCAACAAUGUCCUGGAGGCUCCGAUGCUGAGCGACACCCCCCGCUCGGUGUCUCUGAUGGCCGGAGGAGGGGGCGGCGGCGGCGGGGCCGGCGCAGGAGGCGGUGGAGGAGACCAGACGGCCGGACACGAUAUGGCCGCCACCGUGCCGCAGGAGUUUGUCGAGUGGGGCUACUCGGAGUACAGCGGGUACGACGUGGAGCUGAAGCCAGACGACAUGGAACUGGAUACCGAGGAGGACAUUAUGGGCGGCGGCGGAGACGGCAAACGGAAAACGUCGCACAACGCCAAAAAGCCCAAGGUGCACCUGGACCCCAAGCUGAAACUGAAGGGACCCAUCACCUACGAGAAAGACGUCGACCCCUCUCUCAUCCCUAUCAACCGAGAUGGCAUGGCCCGCUGCGAGAAAUGCGGUGCCAUCGGCGUCCGUCACGCCUUCUACACCCGUGAGCGGCGCUACUGCAGUCUGCGCUGUGCCCGCUCCGUGGAGGGCCUGGCCGCGGUCUCCGACAGCGACCCUGCCACGCCCGAGGCGGCGCCGCCCGAGUCUCCGGCCUCCGCUGACUCGACCUGCUCCCUGGACGGCGACUCUGCGGCGUCGGCCGGCGCCGUGGUGCCCCGCCAGGCGCCGCACUCGUUCAGCUGGGACGCGCUGAUGCGUGUGGCCGAUUUCAGCGCGGCGCCGGUGCCCUGCUUCCCCCACGCGCCGCUGGCCGGAAUCUGGGACGACGUCUGUGUCGGUCUCAAGGUGGAGAUCGCCGGAGACGCGUCCUCGCCAAACGUCGAGUCGGCCUGCUGGGUGGGGACCGUCCUCCGUGUGGAGGGUUACCGCGGCCUGGUGCGCUACGAGGGGGUCGCCCCGGAGGAGAGCUCGGGUCGGUGGAUGGACCUGUGCUCGGACCAAGUGCACCCGGUGGGCUGGUGUGCCACCCAGGGACGGCCGCUGAUCCCGCCGGCAGUGGUGGAGAGCCGCCACUCGGACUGGACGCAGCUGCUGGUCAAACGGCUCACCGGCGCCCGCACCCUGCCGGCCAACUUCCACCACAAGGUGCUUCGCAGCCUGUCGGGCGCUCUCCGCGAGGAUCAGGUGGUGGAGGUGGUCGACAAGAACUGUAUCAGCCAGGUGCGGGCGGCAGCCAUCACCCAGGUCAUCGGACGGCGACUGCACAUCCGAUACCUGGACGCGCCGGAGGAUGACGGGGGGUUCUGGUGUCACGAGCAUUCGCCACUGGUCCACCCCGUGGGCUGGGCCAUCUCUGUGGGCCACCGCCUGUCGGCACCUGCCGACUACCUGGAGCGGUGUCAGACGGGACAGUUUCAGCCGACCGAUGUCACCGAAAACUGGCAGCCGCCGCUGCCGGCCGCUCAGGAGGGUUUCGCGGUCGGUAUGCGUCUGGAGGCGCUGGACCCCCUCAACGUCAGCUCGAUCGGCGUGGCCACCGUCCAGCGGGUUCUCGGAGGCGGCUACCUCAUGGUCCGACUGGAAACGAUGCCGGUCGAACCCAACGAGCCGGGCCGGGACUGGUUCUGCUACCACGCCUCAUCACCCUACAUCUUCCCGGCGAGGUUCUGCGAGACGGUAGGCAUCCCUCUGACUCCUCCUCAUGGGUACGCGGACGGUGUGUUCUCGUGGGAUACCUACCUGGCUGCGGAGGGCGCCACCGCCGCGCCGGCUCAUCUCUUCCAGCGGCCGCCUCUGGCGCACGGCUUCCAGCCGGGUCAGCGACUGGAAGCAGUAGAUCUGAUGGAUCCGCAGCUGGUAUGUGUGGCUACAGUAGCGGCAGUGGUGGGCCGACUGCUGAGGCUGCACUUCACCGGCUGGCAGGAGCAGUUUGAUCAGUGGGUGGACGCGGCCAGUCCCGAUAUAUUCCCGGUCGGAUGGUGCCGAAUGGUUGGAUACAAACUCGAGGCGCCCAGAGCUGGAGAGAAGGCUGCGGCGGGGAAGCGGGCCGGCCGCCGCCGCGUCGGACGGCGAGUGGUGAGCAGGAGGGCGCGGCCGGCCGGCAGACCACCGCGCCAGGUCCCGGGAGGAGACACCAGUGACGACUCUGUGGCGGCGGCGCCAGCGGCAACAGCGCCCGCAGUCCCUGAUCUCCCCGCUGAGGCGGUGGAGGCCGCCAACACCGUCACAGAAGACACGGGCGGGGACGGCGCGGACGACAACAUCCCACCACCGGAGACACCGCCUCCGAGUUCUGCUGAGAAGCUGAUCCCUCGCCUGCUCGACUCGCCAGGCGGGGCGGCGCCAGCUCCCGGCGAGCUCAACCCGGAGGCGUGGUCUGUGGCCGACGUGGGUCAGUUCCUGCGAGUCAACGAGUGCACGGCUUACUGUGACAACUUUGAGCGUGCAGGAGUGGACGGGCCACGACUGCUGGAGCUUACCAAACAUGAAGUACUCGAGCUCGCCUGCUGGAAGGUUGGACCCAGUCUGAAGAUCGAGAACCUCGUGCAAAAGCUGCGCGCUCGCGUGGCGCCCGCCCAAGCGCGCUUCAUGGCAAGCUUCAAGAAAGUAUGAUGCUCCGUCCUGGCUGGGGGCUGGCGUGCGGUUGGAACGCACGCGGCCGGCCCUCGGCAGAAUAUCGUGUUCUGUGUCGCACAGAUGACAGACUGCCGCUGCCACUGUGACUGUAUGGGUGUGUGUGAGGUGUGCCGAGGAGGGGCGGCGCCCGAGCCAGGGAUCGCGGCCAGGUCCCUGAGUUGAGCUGUGAACGGACGAGCGCCCGUGGCGCCACAGAGGCAGGUAUUUUUGCGCGCGCCGCACGUGCGCGUGUGUGUUGGGACGGACACCAGGUGUGAUGCCACAUCAGUGGGCGCGACAGUGUGUACCAGACGUGUGACGUCUGGGAGGGAGAGCGGACAUCAUGGUAUGGGCGCUGGACUUUGCGACGAGACGGCGCCGGCGGCGGCGGCGGGCUCUCACAGUCAACACGGUGGUUCGGUGACACGCUAAGGCACGAGUGUUCGGAAAGCUACGCUAUGAAGUGAUACUUGCAGCUGUUUGAAAAUGUCAGACCAUGAAUCGUCAGACAUUUUCCCGUUAAAAACGUUACGAUGCUGCUUGGGAACUAUUGAUUCUGUUGAAUCGAUUCCUACCGUCGCUUUCCCCGCCCGAACUCGACAUAAACCUUCCGUUUUCAAUCAUCCAGCCCGCCGCCACCCCCGCGUUCGUCUCCUCUGCGCAAAGCCGCGGUCAGCAUUUACUUUUAGCGCGCGACCUCUGGCGCGCAUUUAGUAUCGUGUCUAUCUGAUUUUGUCUCGCUGUGGGUACCGGCGGCUCCACCGCGGCCCCAGCCGUACGGUAGAGCGGCGCCGACCCCGCAGGGGCGUUUGUGAACACUUUUGUAUGUACGCUUUGUCUCAUUUGGCCGGCACGGUGCUGGCGUCACGUUGUCGCCUCAUUUCUCUUAGAUAAAGCCAUACUUUGUGCGUUGGCCGCACUGUACAAAUAUACUACUACAAUGU